Molecule: messenger RNA, 1933 nt
Organism: Mesocricetus auratus (golden hamster)
Lineage: Eukaryota; Metazoa; Chordata; Mammalia; Rodentia; Cricetidae
Gene: Creb3l3
Product: cAMP responsive element binding protein 3 like 3
Exons: 10
Coding region: 90-1517 (475 amino acids)
Biological process (GO): regulation of transcription by RNA polymerase II
Cellular component (GO): nucleus
Molecular function (GO): DNA-binding transcription factor activity, RNA polymerase II-specific; RNA polymerase II cis-regulatory region sequence-specific DNA binding
Source: RefSeq, a predicted model, not a curated record
GUAUUUCAGCAUCCUUUGGGGGUGGAGACGUGGCAAAGGGAGCAGCAGGCGGCGACAGGGACCCGGGAAGGGGCUGCACAGGUCGGGACAUGGAUGGGGACAUAGGGGCAGGAAAGAUGGCGUCCCCUGCCUGCUCCAUGGGUCCCUUGGACAGCCUGGAGCUCCUAGACCUCUUGUUUGACCGGCAGGACGGCAUUCUGAGAAACGUGGGGCUGGCGGAAGGCUGGAGCCACGCUGGGAAGGAGCAGAAGGUACUACCACAUUCCGACUCUGAUGACUUCCUCAAUUCCAUCCUGGGACCUGGAGACUCUGACCCCAGCUCCCCCCUGUGGUCCCCGGCUGACAGUGACAGCGGUAUCUCCGAGGAUCUCCCCUCAGAUCCCCAGGACACCCCUCCUCAUAGCAGCCCUGGGGCAUCUGCCGCAGCAGCCAGGUGUCACCCGAGCCAGCGAGACAAGGGGCCCUGCCCCUCCUACCCACCCAGUGCCCCAUGCCCUGCGCCUCCAGGGACACAAGUACUGGAGUCCUCGGUGGCCAUUGACCUGGACUUGUGGAGCACAGAUAUGCUGUACCCGGAGGAGCAAGCUGGCUCCCCUUCCAGAUUCAACCUCACGGUGAAGGAGCUGCUGCUGUCUGGCAGUGGUGGGGACUUGCAACAGCAUUCCUUGGCCUCCUCCCAGCUGCUGGGACCUGGGAGUGCGCACUGCCAGGAGCUGGUGCUGACAGAGGAUGAGAAGAAGCUGCUGGCUAAAGAGGGGGUGACUCUUCCCACCCAGCUGCCGCUCACCAAGUAUGAGGAGAGAGUGCUGAAAAAAAUCCGCAGAAAGAUCCGGAACAAACAGUCGGCUCAGGAAAGCAGGAAGAAGAAAAAAGAGUACAUCGAUGGUCUGGAGAACCGGAUGUCAGCCUGCACUGCCCAGAACCAGGAGCUGCAGAGGAAGGUCUUGCAUUUAGAAAAGCAAAAUCUGUCUCUCCUGGAGCAGCUGAGACACCUGCAGGCUCUCGUGGUCCAGUCAACCAGCAAGUCUGCCCACGCGGGCACCUGCAUAGCGGUCCUUCUACUGUCCUUCGUCCUGAUCAUCCUCCCCUCCAUCAGCCCUUUCGACUCCAACAAGGUCGACGGCCCUGGAGACUUCGUGCCCGUGCGAGUGUUUUCCAGAACCCUCCACAAUCACGCUGCAUCCCGCGUGGCUCCCGACAUCGCCCCAGGCUCCGAGGUCCCAGGACCCUGGGCAGACGUUGGUGCUCCCCACAAAGGUUCUUCUUCCGGCAGCCUCGGCGCAGACUGGGGGAAUUUUAUAGAAACACCGAUGCUUAGUGACUCGACAGAAGAGCUGGACAACACCACCGUGGGGGAGGGCCUGCGCCAGGCCACCCUGCUGGAUUGGGUGGCUUUGGAAUCACUGCUCAGCCCAGGUCGUGUGGGGCUGGAGAUGCCAGGGAUGGAGAGGUGGCUGUCCUGGGUCCCAGGGUGGCUCCGGGUCCGUCUGGUGCAGGGCGCUCUGGAGGUGCUGUGACCAGCAGUAGCAGGUCCAGACUUGAGACAACCCUAGGGCUCACAGCACCUCCCCCGUAAACUGAUCCCCGCUUAUCAAGUGGGGCAGGACCACCAGGCCCAACCACAGACCCCGGCAUAGGGCAAGACAAGACACACCUGAGCUAGGACCCCCAACUCACAGAUCCCUCCCUGUCCCCUCUGGGACCUGGGCUCCCCAACACCGGGGACUUGAGAGUAGGCCCAACCCACAGAUGUCCAUCUCCCUAUUUUCUUUCAGAGACAGGGUCUCACUCUGAAGACCAGGCUGGCCUCGACCUCAUACAGAUCCUCCUGCCUAUGCCUCCCAAGUGCUGGGGUUAAAGGCUGCGCCACCACCAUCCAGCUAAACACCCAUUUCUAAGACUAUGUGACUGUCAAUAAAGUAUUUUGACAAUA